AAACUGUAGUGAUUAUGUUCUCUAAAAUUCCUGCCCUUCCCAUUCUCAUCAGUUUUACUCUUUUUAAUAUGUUUCUUGAAAAUAUUUUAUUAACUUACUUUAGAAUAUAUAUAUUUUUUGUUUUAACUUUAUCUCCUUAGCAUGCCUUCCAGGGAUGAUGUGAAACUAUGUAGCCUGAUUAUAGCUCAGGUUCUAAUAAACUUUUCUCUUGGAAACAACAGACCUAAUUUGCAAGGCAGUGUGUGUAGAUUGCGCUUGACUCUGCCACCUGAUGAAGGCUCACUUUCUGAUCAAGGUGCAAAGAAAACUUCAAAUACAAAAAAAAUGGCACGCCCCCCACUCCCACUUCUGGUGGCAAAGCAACUCUACCAUGUACCAAAUGGACUGUCUUCCAGGAAUUUCUCCCGUGGCAUGGUGUAUGGUGUAGUACACAGGACUGACAAUAACCAUAAGAAAGAAAUGGUUGUUUAUGGUUGGUCAGCAGACCAAUUGAAAGAAGAGAUGAAUUACAUAAAAGAUGUGAGAGCAACUUUGGAAAAAGUGAGAGAGCACAUGUAUGGGGAGUAUGAUGAAAUGAAACGGAAAAUACAGCAACUUACCAACGAACUGACAGUAAGAUCACAUUUAUUUGAAUCCUUAGAGAGCCAUAUGCGAGUGCAGGCUGCAGCCUUGGAUAGCUUCAGUGAAAUGAACAGCAGCUUGACAUCUGCAUCAAUCGAGCUGCAGAAAACUUUAGUGGAUGUUACUUUGGAGAACACGGACAUAAAGGAUCAAAUAAGGAAUUUAAAACACACACAUGAGAAAUCUAUGGAAAAACUGAAAGACAAGCAAAAACAGCUGGAAACUGCUCAGAUGGAAAAUCAGCUAUUGAAACUGCAGGUGGAAUCCUCCCAAGAAGCCAAUGCAGAUGUAAUGAGAGAAAUGACCAGAAAGCUAUACAGUCAGUAUGAACAAAAGCUAAAAGAAGAAGAACAGAAACACAAAGCUGAGAGAGAGAUUCUAAUAGCAGAAACAAAUCGGCUUCUGAAGGCUAUUGAAGAGGCAAAUAAGAAGAUGCAGAUUACGGAGAUAAGUAUACAAGAAAAAGACCAAAGGAUUGGAGAGUUGGAUAGGUUCAUCCAGCGCAUGGAAGAGGAACGCCACCAGCUACAAAAACAACUGGAACAACAAGAAAUACAGAUAGCUGGAGCAAAAUCUGAAACUUGUUCUGAUAGAGAGAGGUCUCAACAUCUGGAGGAGGUAGCAGCUAAUCUGAGAGAGAGAAUCAAACAUCUGGAUGACAUGGUCCAUUGUCAACAAAAGAAAGUCAAACACAUGGUUGAGGAGAUUGAUUUGCUAAGAAAUAAGGUUCAGGAAAAGGAAUUGUUUAUAGUACAGCUUUUAGAAAAAAUCUCUUUCUUAGAAUGUGAGAACAAAGAAUUACAAGACAAGUUGGACUAUUUAAUGGAAACUCGGCAAAAGACUAGUGUGGAAACCAGAGAGACUGGAGUAGGAUGUGAUUUUCCACUGAGGAAGUUUAUUAAUAGACUCCCAGACAAGGGGAAAAAGAUCUCAGAUUUUUCUGAAAAACUCAAACACGUUAUUGCACAAGAGGAAGAAGUAAUGAGGACAACCAAACUGCUAUCUACUGUGAGACUGGAGUUCCAGGCAAGACGAGAGGAAAUUAAUACAAGCAAGCUAAAUGAGAACAAAUUAAUAAAUGAAGCAUUUGCAGCCAUUAAUGAGAAUUCUUCUAUUGAUGUAAAUGGAUCCAAGGUGGUGUUGCAAAACCAGGAAGCUGAACUUACCAGGCAAAGACUCGCAGAUGUAGCUUUUAAAGAUGAGAAGGGUCAUGGGAAAAGUGAUGAAAUAAAAAGCUCUGUAGAAAGCCCAACAAAAGUCCCACUUGGGGAUGAAAUCAGGCCACAGUCAUCCACAGCCAGCCUCCUGAAAACAGAUCAGCAGACAUCUCCAAGUAGUUCUAUGGCUGGGACAGAAGGUGCUGCAGAGAUGCCAGGCAACAGUGGCAGUGCAUUGGUUGAUGCCUUUCAAAGUUUCACAAUUGUACAUGGGGAUAACAGUGAAGGAAUAUCAGAAAAAGAACAGCAUGUUUCUGCUGUUAAGGAAAAUCCCUUUGGAAGCCUGCACACCAGACUGCCCAAAAAGUUGCAUUACAUUGAAAUUCUUGAGUCAAGAGCCAAGAACCCAGUAGCUAAAAAACCUAAAUUUAAAACAAAUAUAUUACUGUCUGAGUUAAGUGGGUCAUCUCAAGGUUCCUCACCUGAUCAUUCACCUGGAGGUCCUGGGUCUCCAAUUUCUGCUGAAGAAAGACGACUCGGAGAUAAGAAACACUUGAAUGAUGUCACAGCAGCCCGGUUGCCACCACUACACCAUGAGCCUACCCAGUUGUUAUCCAUAGAAGAAUCCAUAGCAAUUCAGAUAAAACAGAAAGAAGUUUAUGAGGAGAUGCAAGCCAAACUUGCAGCACAAAAGCUGGCAGAGAGAUUGAAUAUUAAAAUGUUCAAGUAUGAACCAGAGGGGGAGGCAUCAAAACAGUACAGAGAAGUGAGGGAUGAAGAAGACUGCUUUUCAACAGAAGACUGAGUUUGCAAAAGAAUACAUAAUAGUGGACUGUGUUUUAAAAAAAAAAAAAAAACCCCCCCCCCCCCCCCCAAACAAAUGCCCUUAUGCCACAGGUUUUUUAAAGCUGGAUGGCCAGUAUUCUUCGCCAUAUAGGUUGCUCUGUUUUUGCUGGAGGAGCUAUAACACUUCAGUUCCAGAAGGCAGUAAUAGAUUUUUGAAUACAAAUGACAGUGGUGAGUUUUUUUUGAGGGGCUGGGGCUUGGUCUGAUUUUUGUACAAGAGUUGGCAAGGCAUCAGUGCCCUUGAAAACUUACCCAUUGGGCUCUUUACAGCUCAGCUAAGGUAGCUUUUGAACAUGCUUUAGUAAGCAGUGACAAAGCAUUCACAAGGAAGUGGUUACUGUUCAAUGGCGAACAAAGGUUUAAAGGUAGAAAAAAAUGUUAUUCCUUUUACAUAUUGUGAAUGGACAAAUCUAGAGUUAUAAAAUAACUCAAGUUCCCUUUGGGCAUCGAGAGUUACAAUGAUCACUGUUAAGCAAAUUUAGAGAUCAAAGACAUUUAAAUAAUAUAAUAUUUUCUAUUGAACUUUGGGUUUUUUCCAUAUUAUUUUUGUAUGUUGAUUAAAAUUUUGGAAUACUAUUUCUCACUGUCUGUCAUCUGCUAUUAAUGAAAGAGAUCCUUCAUUCAGAUCUGUUGGUGGAAAUAAGUCCUGGGUACUUUUUCAGUGAGGCAAACUUAGCUGACGUUGCAAGAUAAAGAAAUUCCUGCAUAUGCCAGAAGUAUUUUAGAAUUUUUUUGUCUUGGAAUAAAGGUGCUCCUCUGAAAAUGAGCACCAUUUGAAAACCACUUCUUGUUAACAAAAUACUGAGUAAAAUACUAAUUACUUUUGCAGUAAUAUAAUAGAUUCAUUGCAAAUACAUCUCAGACAAAGAUAAGAGAAAAUGCCUUAUUUGGCCUCCUGAGAUCUUGACUCGGAUUCCUCUGGAGCAAUUUAAGGUACUCGGCUCCUUUCUGCUGACUUGAGUGUUGGCCUUAACUGCUGUUGGAAAACUUGAACCUUUGGCAGGUAAAUAGUCUUUCCUACUUUUUGUUGAUGGUAAGUAUACUAGGAUGCUUUCUGCUUAGAAAGACAAACAUCUGGAAACUAAGGGGCUUGCUAGAAAAGCCAGUAAACAUGUGCAUGCCUAUAAACUGCACCAAUAUAGGUGUGUGCUUCUGAAGGAGAACAGUGGUUUCAGCCUUUAGAGGUGUGACCAUAAACAUGAGAUUCCUUUCAAGGUUUUUGUUAUUUACACAAUUUUUGGAACCUUGAAAGGAAUCUCAUGUUUAUGCUCCAGCACCCUACAAUGCAACACACCUUCAGAAUAAUCCUUGCUGGAAGAAGCUAUCUGAGUGGGAGAAAAGGGCAUAUGAUGGCAGGAUACAGAGAGAAUAAAUGUUUGUGGCUGUUGGAAUAAAGACAUUUUCUAGAU
This is a messenger RNA of Alligator sinensis (Chinese alligator), 4033 nucleotides long. Its product is annotated as myocardial zonula adherens protein. Lineage: Eukaryota; Metazoa; Chordata; Crocodylia; Alligatoridae. The record is from RefSeq and is a predicted model, not a curated record. The transcript has 16 exons. Bases 142 to 2583 code for a protein of 813 amino acids. Gene Ontology annotation, biological process: intracellular signal transduction; transcription elongation by RNA polymerase II; maintenance of ER location. Gene Ontology annotation, molecular function: transcription elongation factor activity. Gene Ontology annotation, cellular component: intracellular anatomical structure; RNA polymerase II, holoenzyme; nucleus.